CUAGGUCUAUAUCCAGAAAGUCACGGCAUUGUGCAAAAUUACAUGUAUGAUAAAGAACGUGAUGAUUUGUUCUUGAUGGCACUUCAUUCAAAUGCUUCUCAUAGUCAUUGGUGGAACAAUGCAGAACCAGUAUGGGUCACAGCAGAGAAAAGAGAUUUAAAAUCAGCUGUUUAUUGGUGGGAUGGUUGCCAAGUCCCCAUUCAUGGUAUAAAACCAACAAAAUGUGAAGAAUAUGCCAAUUAUUGGGUAUGGGGCAAAGUAAAUAGAGAUACACAAGAUGCAUUCACCGACUUGUUAGACAAAUUCCAAAAAGACAACUUUCGAUUAGGUAUGGUCUACUAUGAAGCUGUUGAUGCAAAUGGGCACUUCAGCGGACCUGAUUCGGUGGAUCGAAUUCAGUCACUGCUUGAUAUUGAUGCAAUACUUAACACCCUUCAAGAUGAAAUAGCAAGACGAGGACUAGAACGCCAGGUGAAUCUUAUUGUCGUCUCAGAUCAUGGAAUGCUUGCAAUCAAUCCUUCUAAAGCAAAAGUAAUUGAUAUUGAGAAAGCAAUUGAUUUGGAUGAUGUGAAACUAAUGUUAGAUAGGGGUGCUGUUUCGAUGAUUUUGCCCCAAACAGGAAGAGCUGAUAAAUUGUACCAAGAUCUCAUUAGAGCUAAUUUGAAGGGAUUAAACGUUUAUGAAAAGAAAGAUAUUCCAAAUCAAUAUCAUUUGAGAAAGAACAAACUAGUUCAACCUUUGUUACUUGUUGCUGAUGAAGGCUAUGUUAUAAAAGCGCUUUCAAAUCCAAGAAAGAUGAAACCUUUUGCUGAACGUAUAUUUAAAGGCUAUCAUGGAUAUGAUCCAUAUAAAGUUAGAGACAUGAGAACAAUAUUUUAUGCAAGAGGCCCCGCUUUCAAGAAGGGUUAUGUAUCAUCUCCAUUACAAAUGGUGGAUCAUUAUCAGGUCAUAUGUCGAGCGAUGGGAAUGGAGCCUCUGAAAAAUAAUGGAUCAUGGUCAAGAGUUAAAGACAUGCUGGCAGGAAAUGCUUUAAAAGGCGAAUCUUUGAUUGGGCCAGAUAAGAAGCCAAAAACUGUAAAAUUCAGCAAGAGUAAUUUAGGCAAUAAGAAGAAAAACAAUUUCAGAGGAAAACGGAAGGGUUUCGCUUCUUCCUCUUCAACAAGCGUUGAUCCGCAAUUAUUUUUCUCAUUAUUUCCAUAUCUCUUAAUCUUCUUGAUUAGCCAGAGAAUAAUCAAUAUGAUUAUUCAUUAGGUUAUUGUGAAUCAACCAAUUUGCGCAGGUGAUCAGCAAAUUGCGUUUCAACCUCUUGAGAGUGAUUUAAAUACCAAGAAAGCUUUGCAACCUACUAUUUAUAAUUUAAAAUUGUGAUCGUUAUGAAGCUUUCAAAAAUGUGGUAUUAUCUCAAUUGGUUUUUUUUGUUGGUGUUCGGUCUUUCAUUUUAGUUUAGUUGUAGUAUGUAGAUAUAAAUAAAGCCUGAAUGGCUUUAACUUCGAUUUACGCAGAAGUCAACUUCUGUCGAGCAGCUAAAACGCACAAGCUCUCUGUCCACAACAUCUGCUUAUAACCUAUGAGUUCAUUACAGAUGUGGAAAUAUAUUUGAGAAAAUAAUAUUAUUUCCUGUUGUGAAAUUAGAAGCGCCUUAUAGAGUGAGGUAUAGAAGGAAUCUAUACAAAUAUUUUUUGAGCAUUUGAAUUUAUACUUUUUGAAUGUAAUUGCUGGGCAAACAAGAUUGGAAAAAAAUUAAUUUUUGAUACUG
This is a messenger RNA of Parasteatoda tepidariorum (common house spider), 1756 nucleotides long. Its product is annotated as glycerophosphocholine cholinephosphodiesterase ENPP6-like. The record is from RefSeq and is a predicted model, not a curated record. NCBI's taxonomy places the organism in Eukaryota, Metazoa, Arthropoda, Arachnida, Araneae, Theridiidae.